AUGUUACCGUAUAGAGGGGGAAGGUACUUGGUCAAUCAGGUAAAAAUCUUUACCGAACUUCCCAAUUUAAUUCGUUGGAAUUCAACAUCAACUACCAAAUCCAAAAAGAAUCGUAAUGUGUUCGAAGGAUUAACUGAAUUAGAAGAACAAGACGCCAUUUAUAAAAGACAAUUACUUUUAUCUAAAACUCCAACUGUUAUUAAGAGUUAUGAUAGAGGUCAUCUUUUCCCUGGUUCUACUAAUUUUAGAAAACCUGUACAUACUCAUUUAUUUAAAGGUAAACCAAUUAAAGAAUUAACAGUUCCAAAGAAACAAACUGCUGGUAGAAAUAAUACCGGUAAAAUUACAAUAAGAGGUAGAGGUGGUGCACAUAAAAGAAGAAUAAGAUUAGUAGAUAAUUAUAGACUUAGACCUGGUAAACAAACUGUCUUAAGAAUCGAAUAUGAUCCAAAUAGAUCAGGUCAUAUUGCUUUAUUAAAGCAUGAAGAAUCUGGUGAUUUAUCUUAUAUAUUGGCGUCUAUGGGUUUAAGAGAAGGAGAUUCAGUUGAAUCAUUCCGUUCUGGUAUUCCAAAAGAUUUCAUUGAAGAAAUGAAAAAGACAAAUAAUGGAGAUAUAGAUGAAGCUUUAUUAUCUAGUAGAACUAUUCGUAGAGGUAAUUGUUUACCUUUAAGUAUGAUACCUGUUGGUUCAAUCAUUCAUAAUAUCGGUUUACAUCCUAAAGGAAAAGGUCAACUUGUAAGAUCUGCCGGUACUUCAGCAAGAUUAUUAUCUAAACAUCCAGAGAAGAAUAGGGCCAUUGUUAAAUUAAAUUCUGGUGAACAUCGUUAUAUUGAUCUUAGAUGUUGUGCUACUUUAGGAGUAGUUUCAAAUAAAGAACAUCAAACUAUUUCUUGGGGUAAAGCAGGUAGAAGUCGUCAUAGAGGUUUUAGACCUCAAGUCAGAGGUGUAGCUAUGAAUGCCCAUGAUCACCCUCAUGGUGGUGGUAGAGGUAAAUCUAAAUCUAAUAAAGUUUCUCAAUCUAUGUGGGGUCUUAAGAAGUUCCAAAAGACUAGAACUCAUAAGCAUGUUAAUAAGAUGAAGGUUAGGGACAGAAGAGAAAAGUAG
Molecule: messenger RNA, 1104 nt
Organism: Scheffersomyces amazonensis
Lineage: Eukaryota; Fungi; Ascomycota; Pichiomycetes; Serinales; Debaryomycetaceae
Product: mitochondrial 54S ribosomal protein uL2m
Exons: 1
Coding region: 1-1104 (367 amino acids)
Biological process (GO): mitochondrial translation
Cellular component (GO): mitochondrial large ribosomal subunit; ribosome
Molecular function (GO): structural constituent of ribosome; transferase activity; RNA binding
Source: RefSeq, a predicted model, not a curated record